Candida tropicalis MYA-3404 is the source of this 2997-nucleotide messenger RNA. It is a transcript of the gene CDC68, whose product is annotated as chromatin-remodeling protein. Gene Ontology annotation, cellular component: FACT complex. The record is from RefSeq and is a predicted model, not a curated record. NCBI's taxonomy places the organism in Eukaryota, Fungi, Ascomycota, Pichiomycetes, Serinales, Debaryomycetaceae. Gene Ontology annotation, molecular function: nucleosome binding. The transcript has a single exon. Gene Ontology annotation, biological process: positive regulation of transcription elongation by RNA polymerase II; transcription elongation by RNA polymerase II. Bases 1 to 2997 code for a protein of 998 amino acids.
AUGGCUGAUGUUUACAUUGAUGCUCCGACAUUCUAUAAGAGAUUGUCUGUUUUACAAAAGAAACUUGAUGAUGAUGGAUUUUCACAAGCUUUGAUUGUCACAGGUCAACGUCAUGAUGAUAAUACCUAUAAAAAAUCAACAGUUUUACAAACUUGGUUAUUGGGUUAUGAAUUCGUCCAUACUGUUAUUUAUGUCACUAAAGAUAAGUGUAUUUUCAUUACAUCUGAAGGUAAAGCCAAACAUUUGAAACAUUUAACUAAUAAACCAGAUACUGUUGAAAUCUGGCCUAGAAAUAAAGAUGCUGAACAUAAUAAGCAAUUUUUUGUUAAAUUAAUUGAAGAAAUGAAGAAAAAUGGUACUGAAUAUGGUAGUAUUUUGAAAGAUAAAUAUGAAGGUAAAGUUGUUGAUGAAUGGAAUGAAGAAGUUGGUAAAACUGAUUUAAAACCAAUUGAUGUGACUUUAACUAUUUCUAAAUCUUUGGAAGUUAAAGAUUCUGAAGAAUUUAAUAAUACUAAAAUUGCUUCUAAUUCAAGUGUAGUAAUGAUGGAUAGUUUUGUUAAUGAUAUGAUGACAAUUGUUGAAGAAGAUAAGAAAAUCACCAAUAGUCAAUUAACUGAUCAACUUGAAGAUAAGAUGGAAAGUAAUAAAUGGUAUUUAAAAUCUAAAUUAGGUAAAGAAUUAUUACAAUCAAUUAAGGAAUUUAAUCCUGAAUUUCUUGAAUAUGGUUAUUCUCCAAUCAUUCAAAGUGGUGGAGAGUACGAUUUAAGACCAAGUGCUUUAUCCAAUGAUAAGAAAUUGAUUGGUGAAGGUGUUAUUCUUUCUUCCAUUGGGUUGAGAUAUAAAGGUUACUGUUCUAAUGUGGCAAGAACUUUCUUGAUUGAUCCAACAAAAGAAAUGGAACAAAAUUAUGAUUUCUUGCUUAAAUUGCAAGAGCACAUCACUGGUACUUUGUUGAAAGAUGGUGUUGCCGCAAAUAAAGUUUAUGAAGGUGCAAUUGACUAUAUCACUAAAGAAAAGCCAGAUUUGGUAGAUCAUUUCACUAAGAAUUGUGGUUGGUUAAUGGGUAUUGAAUUUAGAGAUGCAACUUUUGUCUUGAAUGUCAAGAAUGAAAGAAAAUUGUCCAAUGGACAAAUUAUCUCAUUAACUAUUGGUUUCAGUAACUUACAAGAUGAGAAAAAGAAAAAGUAUGCCUUGUUGUUGACCGAUACUUAUAAAGUUACUGACGACGCACCAAUUUUGUUGACAAAAUACGAUAAAUCCAAGUCAUCAGUUGCAUUCUAUUUCAAUGAUGAUGAAAAAUCUAAACCAAAAGUGCCAAAGAUUGAACCUCAAGAUAAUACCAAAAUUCUUAAGUCUAAAUUGAGACACGAGAAUGUUAAUGCUGAUGAUAAUAAUUCUGAAAAAGUAAGGCAAGAAAUUCAAAGUAAAUUACAUGAAAAGAGAUUGGAAGAAGGUUUGGCAAGAUUUUCUAAAGCAGAUGCUACUGAUGCCAAUGACUUUAAGCCAGUUUUCAAAAAAUAUGAAUCGUAUGUUCGUGAAUCACAAAUUCCAAAUAGUGUAUCUGAUUUGAAAAUUCAUAUUGAUUACAAGAAUCAAACCAUUAUUUUACCUAUUUCUGGUAGACCGGUUCCAUUCCAUAUCAAUUCUUACAAGAGUGGUUCUCAAAAUGAGGAAGGUGAUUUUACUUAUCUUCGAUUAAAUUUCAACUCACCAGGUGCUGGUGGUAACACAGCUAAGAAGCAAGAAUUGCCAUAUGAAGAUUCUCCAGAUAACACCUUUUUGAGAUCUAUUACCAUUAGAUCUAGAGAUCGUCAACGUAUGGUUGAUGUUUACAAAGCCAUUCAAGAUUUGAAAAAAGAUUCUGUUAAACGUGAACAAGAAAAGAAACAAAUGGCUGAUGUUGUUACUCAAGCUAGUUUAAUUGAAUUGAAAGGUUCAAGGGUUAAAAGAUUAGAUAAUGUAUUUAUUAGACCAACACCAGAAACCAAGAAAUUGGGUGGGGUUUUACAAAUCCAUGAAAAUGGUUUAAGAUAUCAAUCAAGUUUCAAGCAAGAUCAAAGAGUUGAUGUUUUGUUCUCCAAUAUCAAACAUUUGUUUUUCCAACCAUCCAAGGAUGAAUUGAUUGUUUUAAUUCAUUGUCAUUUGAAAAACCCACUUAUGAUUGGUAAGAGAAAAACAUAUGAUGUUCAAUUCUACCGUGAAGCCAGUGAUAUGGCGUUUGAUGAAACUGGUGGACGUAAAAGAAAAUACAGGUAUGGUGAUGAUGAUGAAUUACAACAAGAACAAGAAGAAAGAAGAAGAAAAGCACUUUUGGAUAAAGAAUUCAAAGCAUUUGCUGAAUUGAUUGCUGAAUCUUCUCAUGGUAUGGUUGAUUUGGAUAUUCCAUUUAGAGAUUUAGGAUUCCAAGGGGUUCCAUUCAGAUCAUCUGUUUUGUGUGUUCCAACCAGAGAUUGUCUUGUUCAAUUGAUUGAUCCUCCAUACUUGGUUGUUACUUUAGAAGAAAUUGAAAUUGCUCAUUUAGAAAGAGUUCAAUUUGGGUUGAAGAAUUUUGAUUUGGUAUUUGUAUUUAAAGAUUUCAAUAAACCAGUUGUCCAUAUCAAUACCAUUCCGGUUGAACUAUUGGAGGAUGUUAAAUCUUGGUUAACUGAUGUUGAUAUUCCAAUCAGUGAAGGUCAAAUGAAUUUGAAUUGGGCUCAAAUUAUGAAGACUGUGCUAGCCGAUCCAUAUCAAUUCUUUGUUGAUGGUGGUUGGUCAUUCUUGACUGGUGAUGGUGAUAGUGAUCAACUGGAAGAGAGUGAACAAGAAAGUGAAUUCGAAGUUAGUGAUGAAGAUCCACAAGAUGAAGAUGAAGAAAGUGACGAUUAUGCCAGUGAAAGUGACGAUUAUUCUGGAUCUGAUGCUUCUGAAUCUGGAUCUGGAUCUGAAAGUGAAGGUGAAGAUUGGGAUACAUUGGAAAAGAAAGCAGCCAAAGCUGAUAGAAAUUCUGGAUUUGAUUAA